AUGAAUGAUGUAGUGAAUACUGAUUUUAUUUAUAAGGCAACAUUAAUCUGGUUCUCGUUUCUCUUCUCUGUAAAAAAAGGAAAAAUAUUAAUUCUCUGUUCUCAGACAGACAGACAGGCACAUUUCCUACAUUUUUACAACAUUUCAUAUGUUCUUGUCCACGGGCUAACAGACACAUGCUGGGACACAUGCAUGGGCCGGCCCACCAACCGGCUGGACUCCAAGACUGAGGUGUGCAUAAUGAACUGUGUGGAAAGGUUCAUUGACGCUACAACUUUCAUAACAAGACGAUUGAUGAACACAACUAAGUACCGUUCUGACGCACCUCUUUUAUUCCAGUAA
Spodoptera littoralis (African cotton leafworm) is the source of this 342-nucleotide messenger RNA. The record is from the annotation of a GenBank genome assembly. NCBI's taxonomy places the organism in Eukaryota, Metazoa, Arthropoda, Insecta, Lepidoptera, Noctuidae.